AUGAGAAUGUCAUACAAUUGCAAGCUAGUGUUAUUGAGUAUAGCAGUAAUAGAUUAUUAUAACUUAUACAAAGAUGGAAAGACGAUUGGUUCAUAUUCCAUAGAUCUAGAUACAGUACAAAUCGGUGAUAAGCUUGGUAUAACAAAAGCGUCAGACAGUACCCUACACUUUUACCUGAAUGGUAUCGACCAUGGAAAAGCUUUUUCUAAUUUACCCGAAGUUGUUUAUGGUGUCGUUGACCUUUACGGACAAUGUUGCCAAGUUUCUAUCAUUAACAAAGAGUCUGCUACAGUAGCUGGAGCACAGGUGGCAAUCAAGAAAUCAUCUAAUUGCAGCGGGAGACCAGCAGAAUGGAAUGUGCAAACAGUUUGUGAGUUCAUAGAGUCAAUACCUAACUGUGCGCCGUAUGUUGAGAAAUUCAGAUCAGAACAGGUCAAUGGGGCUGCCUUAUUAGAACUCGACAAAAAGGAUCUAAAAGAAUUUUUCGAGAUGCCUUUAGGAUUAGCCGUCAACGUUUGUUCGCAUUUGAAGAAGUAUGAAGAAAAAAAUAAAUGAGACACCUUUACGCAUUCGUUAUUUGUACAUACAAAUGUUGUAGAUUUGUAUCAUAGUUUAUCUUGUUUAAAAACACUGUGUGUUUCAUUCGUUU
Molecule: messenger RNA, 649 nt
Organism: Mytilus trossulus (common blue mussel)
Lineage: Eukaryota; Metazoa; Mollusca; Bivalvia; Mytilida; Mytilidae
Product: neuralized-like protein 4
Exons: 5
Coding region: 1-555 (184 amino acids)
Biological process (GO): negative regulation of DNA-templated transcription
Cellular component (GO): nucleus
Molecular function (GO): chromatin binding; histone binding
Source: RefSeq, a predicted model, not a curated record